Molecule: messenger RNA, 1618 nt
Organism: Prosopis cineraria
Lineage: Eukaryota; Viridiplantae; Streptophyta; Magnoliopsida; Fabales; Fabaceae
Product: ACD11 homolog protein-like
Exons: 4
Coding region: 334-1326 (330 amino acids)
Biological process (GO): intermembrane lipid transfer; ceramide transport
Cellular component (GO): cytosol; membrane; cytoplasm
Molecular function (GO): ceramide 1-phosphate transfer activity; ceramide 1-phosphate binding
Source: RefSeq, a predicted model, not a curated record
CAAAACUGUUCGGCUCCGUCCCCACUUUCCCGUGAUGAAAGGGCGCGAACCGCCAUUGAUGAGCCAGAGGUGGACGUUUCUCAGCGUUCUCUCUCUAUCUCUGCUUCAUGGAAAAUUGGCGGUUUUCAUAGUUCGAACCUCAGGCUCAGCGCAUCCUUAGGAAACCUUCUAACUGCCAAAAUAUCUCAUCAAUGAUUCCCACUUUCGUCAUUUCAACGAAUUUUGAUCUUCCUUUCUUCUUCUUUUCUUUAUCGCUUUUAGGACAUCUCCACAAUGUUUGCUCUUUUUUUACGAACAAAGGAAGACAACUAAUUGUGGCGCUGGAUUUUGAAGAUGUUCGAUGGGAAAGUUAUCAAUGAUCAAGUUACCCCACAGGAUUCAGCAAUGAUGCCUCUAACCGCCAUGGCUGACGCCUUCGACGAGCUCGCAAAGAGGCUCAAAUGUCGGUUAAAUGGGUCCAUGGGACAAGAAAUGCUUCGAUUGGGCAACUUCUGCCAGGCUUGCUUUCUGGUAUCUUUUCUCUUUAAUUGCCUCGGCCUCGCUUUCAAGUUCGCUGAGCUGGAAUAUAUCGCCAAGCUACAUGCACUUGUGGAAGCAUCGAAAAGAUUUGACACUCUAGAUGAUAUUCUUGAUCAUGAUAUUGCACAUGAUACGGUCAAAACAGCAGGAAGCUUUUCACGUAAUCUGCGUAGAGUUCGACAGGGACUUGAUCUCAUCAGAGCCAUAUUUGAAAAUUUUUUGUCUACUGAUGAUAACUCCUUGAGAGAGGUAGCUUCAACAGCUUAUGCACAGGUUUGUGCACCAUAUCACACAUGGGCUGUAAGAACUGCUGUAGCUGCUGGGAUGUAUACACUUCCAACAAGGGACCAACUGUUGGAAAGGCUCAAUGAAACAGGGAUAGAGACUCACAUGAUAGAGAAACAAGAGAGGAAGCUGUUUGUGUGUGGUAGACUUGUUCCAUCAGAUGUUGCAAUUCAUAUAAAGAAGAAGAUGAAUCGCAGAGUAGAGAUCUUGGAAAUUCAGGAGAUGGGGAGCGAGACAAGCGAGGGAGAGCAAUCAGAUAAUCCAGAUCAUAGACCAGGCAAUAAUAAUAAUGGUCAAGCUCGCAUGGUGGCUUAUCCUGGUCAAGCCCCUCCAUUUGAGUCUGGCAUGGCUCUGGCUUACUGCAAAUCAGGUUAUACCGCCACGGAAACUGUGGAAGAAGUCUGGGAGAACUGUGACUGUGCAUGUAUAAUUUCAGAAGAAGAAGAUGAACUUCCAUUUGAGGACAUAUCGGGACUUGAACUUGAAGUACCAUCGCGGGAAAAUAAUCUGGAUCAGUAUUAGAUUAAGAUUUCGAAGUACAGAUCAAUUAUUAAAGUGUGUGUGUUGGGGGGGGGGGAUAUUUGCAACUCGUAAAAAGUCAGAAAACAGUAAAAUAAGAUGCUUCUUCAAGUCUGAACCUUGUUGAAAAGCCAAUAUAUAACCAGAAUUUGGUACAAGAUUCUCACGCCAAACUAUGAACUAAUAAUGCUAAUGAGCUAUUAUUGGUGAUGAGAAUUUUCUUUUAAUGACGGUCAUUUGUAAUAUAUUUGUAUGAAAUCUGUGAAAGAAAGUUUCAUUGAAGCAUUCCAAAUAA